AUGAGCAAAAGACUAAAUCAAUUAUGAGAAGGCAAAAUAGAAAAGCACAAACGAAAUUGAUAUAAAUUCGCAGAUGAAAUAAAAUAUGCAAGUUUCCAAAAACAUAAAAAAUUAUCAGCUCUAAUAUUUAAUGGAAAACAAAAAUUCUUUUCCUUAUAUUCCAGAACAUUAAAGAAGCAUUUUCUUCCUUUAUUUUAUAGCCGUGAUACAUGAUUCUUUUUCUGCUUCCAUAUCAUCUCAUUCAAAAUUUACAUUACUCACAAGCUAACUUAA
Messenger RNA from Blepharisma stoltei, 273 nucleotides. Lineage: Eukaryota; Ciliophora; Heterotrichea; Heterotrichida; Blepharismidae. The record is from the annotation of a GenBank genome assembly.